AUGCGCGACAAGGCCCGCGCAACGGUGCGGCAGACGGACGGACGCGACAUCGACGCGUGCGCGCGGGCAAUGCGAGAGGCCAAGUUUUGGAGGAUGCUCUCACGGCCCACGGUGGACCGCUGCGAAAGCAUCCUCGGCUUCUUUGGCCAGCAGCUCGUGGCGGGCUCGCUGUACACAGUGACCGAGCCAUGGGUGGGCAAUCUUGCCGCUAUCUCGGCAGCGCAGCCGGACAAGAUGACGCCACCCACCGUCCGAGGCAUCGCCAUCGACCUUUUUCGCGCGUGGAAGAUUUACGGCAUGAGCUCCGUCGCACGCCUUACGGGAGUCCGAGUGUCCGUCGCGGCGGCGCUCGACGCGGCAGGCGGGAAACGCGUGCCCUACGCCGCGCUUGCCCCCGAGCUCGCCCUGCCGGAAGGUGAGGCGCAGGUCGGCACGCCGGUCGACCUCUGGUCUGCGGGUUUGCUGCUCGCCCGACUCCUCAAGGGGACCGAGCCCUCCUUCACCCAGCCGACGGAGCUGCCUCUUCCGACGGAGCUGCGGGGAGGCAGCGAUUUAUGUGGCGGGAUGUUGUGCGAUGCGGUGGCGCUCUGCCUCGAGACGCAGCCGCAAAAUCGGCCCACGGCGGAGGAGCUGGCUGCCUACCUCUCCAAUGGCACCACCGAGCAGAGCGGUGACUUUGCGGACCUGAGGCUGCACGUGCAGGUGCGGCGCGACGCGAAGGGCCUCGGCGUGGGGGUGACGAGCUCCAACGUCAUCCAAAGCUUGUCUGCCGGCCACGUGCUCCAGGUUGGCGACCAGAUCCUCGGGGUGGAUGGGGAGCGCCUGGCCGGGCGGCACCUGUCGCAGGUUCUCGCGUCCAGCCAGGCGGUCUACGACUUUGAGGUGAUGCGCAGCGACCACGUGGUGGGCAUGACCCUCCGCAAGGUCCCGCCCGAUCACCCCAUCUUGCGACCGCGCGCACGGAUCGACUUGCUGCGAGUGGAUUUGGUGCGUGACUCUGCUGGGCUCGGACUCGACCUCAGCCCGUCCAAUGUGGUGCGCGACAUCAGCCGCGGUGGGGCUUCGGAGCGGACCGGGCUGCUACAGCCGGGCGAUGUCAUCAUCGCCGUCGACGACGAGCCGCUCGGAGCAAAGAGCGUGGCAGAGGCGCACAUCAGCCACGGCCCCGAGACGUCGCUCACCAUCCUUCGCGCCGAACCGCUGCGCGUUUCCUCUAUCUCCCUCGCUCCGCCGCCUUUCCUGCGGCUGCACCUCGAGAGUGAUGCCUCGAGCACCGCCCGCUCCUCUCCCGCCCCCGAGCUAGACCCGCCGCCGGCGACUCUGCCGACGUCAACAGCGACGGCCGCACGGGAGCCGGCCACGACGCCCCCGCCUACGCUCGGGCCGACGCGCGCACUUCCUCCCAUCGUGAUCCUACCGACAGCACCUCGCGGGGCGGGGAGUGCGGGCGGCGGGCCCGACCUGCCCGGCGGCGGGACGGGCCCAACCGACUCGGAGCUCCUCGACUUCUUCCUCGAGCUCCAGGGCUUUGACCGCAUAUCAAUCCUCUCGAUGUACCAGAGCAACAAGGCGUCCGCAAAGGCGGCGCUCUGCGCGGCCGAGGCGGAGGCGGAGAGCCGUCGCAGCGAACUCGGCCUGCCUCCGCUGGCGGGCCGGGCUACCGAGGCCCCAACGCUUUCUCCGCCCCGGUCGUCAAAUGGGGGCGUCGGCGGAGGGGGCGGCGCCAGCGAGUCGGGUUCGCUACCCAAGUCGGGCGGGCUCUCGCACCUCCUGCGGCUCCCGGUGGACAACGACUUCGAGCCGGCGCCGCUCGAGGAGCAAGAGGGCGAGGCGGCUGCGGCCGAGGCGGAGGCAGGGGAGGAGCCACUGGCAUUGCGCAUCCAGCGGCUAUUGGCGCAGUCCAGCGACCAGCUCGAGAGCCCCGCGACCGAGCUCACCUCUGGCGAAGCGGAGGCGGCGGCGGGUGCCACGGGGACACCAGUCUUGGCCAACGCGGUGGCCGCGAGUGGCUCGCUGAGCGCCGACGCGUCGGAGCAGCGCUUUUGA
Messenger RNA from Emiliania huxleyi CCMP1516, 2046 nucleotides. RefSeq lists its product as hypothetical. The transcript is spliced from 2 exons. NCBI's taxonomy places the organism in Eukaryota, Haptophyta, Isochrysidales, Noelaerhabdaceae. The record is from RefSeq and is a predicted model, not a curated record. Gene Ontology annotation, biological process: protein phosphorylation. Gene Ontology annotation, molecular function: ATP binding; protein binding; protein kinase activity. Bases 1 to 2046 code for a protein of 681 amino acids.